AUGGACGGGGCGCGCGCGGGGCGUACGGCGGGGUUGGCGCGCGCCGUGCUGGAGCGGGCGCGGCGGCGGCGGCGGGAGCGGGAGCGCGCGGCCUCGGCCCCGGAGGAAGACUCGGAGCGGCUCAGCGCUGCGUUCGCUUCCGUCAUGAGUUUCAUGGCCCAAGCCACGCGGGAAUGCGAGAAGUACUACAGCCUCGUGCCGGCCUGCAGGUGCGGAGAGCACGAAGUGAGACACAUCUGCAGGUACCACGGCCGGCAAGCGGGAGAGGAAGAGCUGCAGUCCGCCGAAGACAAGAAAAGUGCAGCUUCUGCAGCGUCCAGUCAAGCUAGAACUUGCCAGCAACGUACCAAGAAAGCUUCCAAAGACAUCUACAUUGAAGUCUCUCCUGGCAUUUAUUCUAUCACAGCAACCUCAGAGGACAUGGUGAAACAAACCCACAUGGUGGAUGUCAGUGCUGGACAAAGCAUUGAUUUGACUUUUGUGCUAUGACAUUUAUCAUUUGCUGGCAAUCAUGGGAAUAAAGUACUAGGAUUUUUUAAAGCAUA
Lagopus leucura (white-tailed ptarmigan) is the source of this 545-nucleotide messenger RNA. RefSeq names its product A-kinase interacting protein 1 (gene AKIP1). Lineage: Eukaryota; Metazoa; Chordata; Aves; Galliformes; Phasianidae. The record is from RefSeq and is a predicted model, not a curated record. The transcript is spliced from 5 exons. Gene Ontology annotation, biological process: regulation of non-canonical NF-kappaB signal transduction. Gene Ontology annotation, cellular component: nucleoplasm. The coding region runs from base 1 to 489 and encodes 162 amino acids.